AUGGAGGCAAUGGAUAUAGGUGAUAAGGAGGACUCCUCCGCAACAAGAAAAUAUGGUACAGCAGAUGAGGCGGGGGGAGGUGGAGAAGGUGGGAAUGAACUUGGCGGCAUUGCUGCUGAUGACGGCGCUCUAUCAACAACAAAUAAAACGAAGGAUAAAAAUGAAAAUUCUCAGAAUGCUGGCAUUCACACGGACGAAGAAACAAAUACAAAAAAUAAUUUAUCUCCAAAUAAAACGGCGACAACAACAAUAGUGGAAGAUUGUAACGAACUACCAGGACGUAGAUCAUCAAACAAUGACAAGUCAAUGGCGUUAACAUUAACGCCAUCCACAACAGAGGAGCCAUCACAAUCACCCACCACAUCGAUUGGUGGCGGCGGAACUGGUGGUGGUGGUAGCGCCAGUGUUGAUUCCGAUGGCAAAAUGCAAUCUCCAAGUCUAACAUCACCAGCAGCUUCCACACCCGCUUCAACACCACCCUCGGAAACUGGUCAAGCAGAUGGUGGUGGUGAUGGCGGUGGCGAUUAUUCACCACAUGAUAUUACCGGCGGCAAUAGUUCUGCGGAACAUUCCUCUCCCACAGCCGAUGUUGCUGACCAAACUUCCAUGGAUGUAGAAAAACCGCAACAGAGUCCAACACUACAGCAGCAGCAUCCACCAGCCACGACGCCACACAUUCAACAUGCCAUCAAUGUGGUGCGAAAUGGUACCAUACCGAAUGCUGGUAAACCCUUGAUGUCAACCAUCAGUAAGAAAUUUGAAAAAUCCGCCAAAUCAGGACGUACCCGUAAACCGAAAGCGGCAGCUGGACCCAUGUAUGAAAGUGAGAUAAGUGAAAAUAAAACGGGUAUUAAGUUAUGUAUUAAAAAAUCCGAUAGUUCAUUAAGUGCCGUCACAGCUACAGCAGCGGCCACAGCAGCCGUUAAAUCAGCCACAACAUCGGGGAGAAGUCGUAAAAGUUCAAGGAAUCCAAAACAACGUAUAAAACUGAACAACGACAGCAAUGAUGAAGCCGAUGAAUUGGAUUAUGAACCUAAACGGAAAAAGGAACGUAGUUCCAAGCGACAAUCGGCCACAGGAACGGGCGGCUCUAAUGCAGGGCAAGCUGGCAAUGAUGGUGAUGAACACAAACGUCCCAUUGUGGAGCAAAGUAUAUGGGGUAGAGAUUUACCCGAACCAGUGCUUUUUAAGAUUUUCCAAAAUGUCGUCGAAAAGGAAGGUUGCCUACCGACCUUAUUUCGUUUGGGUCGUGUAUGUUCCCUGUGGCGCCGUGUCUCUUUAUCACCCACCUUGUGGCGUUCGCUAGAUCUCACCACAUGGAUUAAAGAGAAAUAUCGCACGGAGCUGAAAUUAAAAUGGUUUGUCGAUAAUCGCUGUACAUGUUGCACAGAAUUGAAUGUUUCAAACUUCAAAGUCACAGACAUUAAUUGUUUUCUAAUGAAAUUAGCUGAUGGUGCACCGAAUUUAACAAGUAUAACCCUAUCGGGUUGGAAAGGUUUCUCAUGUGAUCAUUUGGCAUAUUUAGUUGAAAAUAUGAAAAAACUCGAACGUCUAGACUUAAGUUCUGUGAAUGUGGAAAUGAAUGCUAGUAAAAGUGCUGUGGGUGUGCAAUCAUUGUGCAAUGCAAUGCAAGUUAUGGGUGACAAACUGACACAUCUUUAUUUGGCGCACAAUCGUUUAGCUGGUAUACCGCAAUUAGUCAAUGUUUUAUCGACACAUUGUCCAAAUUUAGUUCUAUUGGAUCUAUCCAAUGUUACAACACAAGCCACAUCUCAUGGUAUAUUACAUGUUGAGAAAUUACAGCAAGGCUGUCCAAAACUGAAAGUUUUACGCAUUACCAAUUCGCAUAUAACACUGAGUACAGCUUCCCUACAAGAAAUGAUGGAUUCUCCUGGUUUUCCCGAACUCGAAGAACUUUCCGUAGCCGUUAUGGAUGAAUCACGAGUCAUUGGUGAUGAACAUAUACAACGUAUAUUGAAAUCAUCAUCGAAAUUGAAGCUAUUAGAUGUACGUGGUUGUGCCCGUUUAACCCAUGAAAGUCUAAUACGUCUACCAACCUGGGAUGUAAAACAUUUAUUUCUAUCUGGCUGUUCGGUGACAAGAGAUAUGGGAUCUGGUCUGGAGUUAAUUGCCUCCAAAUGGGCUCACAGCCUCAUCGAAUUGGAUCUCGCCUGGGCCAAUGUGCAACAACCCUUGGAUAAUGCCUUACGUGCCUUGGCCGAUAAGGGUGCCGAGUCACGUUUAGCUCAUCUAAAUCUAUGCGGUUCAUCGGUUUCCGAAGAUGCGGUCAAGGAGAUUCUGGCUAAUUGCCCGCUAAUGAGUAGCAUUAAUUUGGCAUCGUGUCGUGGUUUACCGCGUGGUGUCAAACGACAAAUGCAAGGUCCACAAGAGCUCAAUGAAUUGCGGGAAGUUUUAAAGGUUCAAUUAAAAGUCAAAUUACCCGAGACCAAUGCAGCAGCAACCAGUAAUUCUUCAUCAUCGACGGCGGCGGUGGCGACGACGACGAAAACAAGUGCAAAUAGCAAUGAUGGAGGUGGUGGCGGUGGUGGGGGUACUUUACGCAGUCCAUAG
Messenger RNA from Musca vetustissima, 2571 nucleotides. Its product is annotated as F-box/LRR-repeat protein 6-like. The transcript is spliced from 10 exons. Gene Ontology annotation, molecular function: protein binding. Lineage: Eukaryota; Metazoa; Arthropoda; Insecta; Diptera; Muscidae. Bases 1 to 2571 code for a protein of 856 amino acids. Gene Ontology annotation, cellular component: SCF ubiquitin ligase complex. The record is from RefSeq and is a predicted model, not a curated record.